ACCUCACAAUCUUGAGCCACAAGCACAUCUUUUAGGAGGGAAUCCUAUCCCACAAUGAACUGACCUCAAAAGGCUUUAGUUAAUAAGGAAGAAACACUGAAGCCUCUAGAACACGGCAGAGAAACUAAAUCUAAAGGAGCUCUGAGAAUCAUUCAGUUGUCAGUCCUAAACACUGCUUCUGUACUGGGAAUGAUGCUAAUGUGGAGUUUUAAGAUCAUGAAGGAGAGGCAACUCCUCUGGGCAACCUUCUAUGUUUUGUGCUUGUUUGAAACUCCAGUCUCUGGUGUGGAAAGUGUUUCAAGUAGUAUUUCUCCAAAUACUACCAUUAUUACUGAGAAGUUGACGACAAUCAUUGCUCCUAGUUCUGCUUCUACAAUUACCCCUUUAAGCUCUACUGUUAUAUCACUAAAAGAGACAUCAAGUAAUGCUACCAAACCAGAGACAUUUGCCCCCAGCAUACCCACAACAAAUGUAAUUUCACCAAAUACAACAGCUACGUCGGUUACUACACAGUGGAAUGCAAUAUUGACUACUAACAAUGAGACAACAACUCAAAAUUUAAGCUCAACAUCACUUUUAACAAAUGAACCUACUAAGCCAACAACAGAUAAUUCUACUGUUUUUCUUAAUACAGCCAUGACUGAGAACAACAAUCUGAUGUUCAAUAUCACAUGUAUGAAAAUCAAGCAGCUGUCUCCUGCCACUGAAGUGGUAUGCUUGGAACUCCAUGAAGUCCAAUCUUGUGAAAACUUUAAAAGAAACAAAGGGGAGGGAUUGAGCAAAUUGGUUUGUAAAAAAAAAGAAGUGCCAUGCCAUAUUGAACUGGCCAACUCUGAUAUGAAUCACCACUGCAUGUUGUUGCUUGCAGUUAACAAUACAGAAAAUAUACGUGCGGACGCAUUGUGUGUCUUUCUGGAUGGCAAGAAACCAGAUUUGAAAGCGCUUGGGAUAAAAUCCCACAAGCAGGAACGCACUGAGAUUCACCAGGUCCAUUCUCGGGGGACACUUAUUGCCUUAGUCACCACCGGCCUGCUGUUGGCAUUUUUGGGAUUAGCUGGAUAUUAUCUUAUGAGACGACGAAGCUGGAGUCCCAUGGGAGAGAGGCUGGGUGAAGAUCCUUAUUACAUCGAAAAUGACAGCCAUGGCAACCCUGAGAUCCCUGUGGCCUCUCAAGAGCAGCCUGACCUGCAGGAUAAACCAAAUCUCAAUGGAGGGGCUCGGGAAAAUGGAACUGGCCAGCCAUCCUCAAAAAAUGGACACCAAACAAAGCCCCAGGUUGUGGCUGAUACAGAACUGUGAAAAUGCUGUGACCUUCUUAAUGCAGCUGGAAAAGCUCAAAGAGGAGCUACAAAGAGGAGCUAGGAGUAAAAAUUCCUAAAUGAAAUUAUAAUAUCUUUUUUUUAAGCGUUAACAUUAGUUUUUCAGGGCUGACGCAGCAUUUGUGUAUGGAAAUUGUAAAAUUAGCAAACUGCUUCAAUGGGAUUGGGUAUGUUCUUAAUAAAUGUGGACUAAAUGUGGGGUUAUUUUAUUUUUCUACUUUUAAAUGUGAUAUCCUUCACAAUAGUUCAUCCAGGGAGACACAAGGCAUGUUUCCUAGAUUUUUCACUUAUUUGAGAGUUGUUUAAUAUCUAUCUGAUGCUGUUUAGAGUAAGAAAGGGCAUUUUCACUUUUUUAAAAUGUAAAUUUAAUUUAAUUUUAAAAUACAACAGAGAUGUAACAACUACAGCUCCAGAAUAGUAUGCAGCUGAACGUCCCUAGAAUUUGGUAAUCACCAGCCUUUCUCAUACCCAUCUAAGACUGUCUUUUUUACCUUUCUGCACUUAGGGCAGGCUAUGCUGCAAUUUGUACAUAAUAUAAGAUGAUUGUAACUCUGCAACUCAUCAAAAGCCUUUUGAAAUAUAAUUGAGGCUGUUCUUAAACAACACAAAAUAAACUGUUCACCAGAUUUGCUUAAUUCGAAAGAACUGAGUACAUUUUCAAUUUAAAAGAAAUAGGAAAAGUUAGGAGACUUUUAUAACAUGAAAAUGCAGUAUAGUAGGCAAUUGAGCUAAUUUCAAAUGAUCUGUCUCUUUCAAACUUUGUUUUCAUUGUCCAUAUACUGUACAUAAGAACAAGCAAGCAACUUUUUUCCCCUACACAGUACUUUCUAGAUGCUUCUGGGACUCUUACUAGAACUCAUAGCAAGUACAUCCUUUGAAUUCCAAAAGUCACUGAUUUUUUUUUAACAUAAAGGAAAUAAAUUUGAAGUGUUAUUCUUAAUCCAGAUACAGUUAAUUAAAUUGAAAUCAAGAGUGGCAUUAGUUGCAGUUGCAGUUACAGUAAGUAGAGUUACAUAUUUCUGAGCCUGGAAUCCUAUUUUAACAUCUUGGGGUUUGAAUACAAUGCAGUUUACUUCUAAAUUGAUAUUUAUGUCAUAGUUUUGCCUUUGAAUCUAAUUUUCAAGCAAAACAUCUGAGAGUCUAUAAAUGAAAAUGAAAAUGCAAAUAUAUCUAUAUUUAAGUGGUAUGCUUAAAUUUGUAUAAGAUAACAUUAGUCAUGCUUUAAUUUAGCCUAUAUUUUAGACUAAAUUAAAUAUUCUAACCCUCUUUUCUUGCCCCAAAUAUUUUUCUCCAUUGCCUUCCUAACCGUCAGUGCCCAUCCUAAAACGUAUUGAUUAUUUAAUGUGUUGUUUGAAAAUAGAAU
Molecule: messenger RNA, 2682 nt
Organism: Thamnophis elegans (Western terrestrial garter snake)
Lineage: Eukaryota; Metazoa; Chordata; Lepidosauria; Squamata; Natricidae
Gene: CD34
Product: CD34 molecule
Exons: 8
Coding region: 190-1299 (369 amino acids)
Biological process (GO): cell-matrix adhesion
Cellular component (GO): membrane
Source: RefSeq, a predicted model, not a curated record